AUGGACCUUCUCAGGGAUUUUGGUUAUCUAGAUUGCAAGCCUCUCUCUACCCCAUUUGAUUAUAGUCAGAAACUCUCAAAGGAAUCAGGUACCAUUUUAAUAGACAACACUGUUUAUAGACAGCUCAUUGGUCGACUCCUUUACCUCACAAACACUAGACCCGAUAUCUUUUAUGAUGUGGGACGUUUGAGCCAAUUUUUGGACUGUGCAACCACUUCUCACCUACAGGCUGCUUUUCGCAUCCUCCGAUAUUUAAAAGGCCGACCUGCAACUGGUCUCUUCUUCUCCUCUACUUCUAAUAUGCAUCUCACUGGAUUUGCCGACGCUGACUGGACUACCUGUGCCGAUACUCGUCGCUCUAUUUCCGGUUAUUGCUUCAUGCUUGGGAACUCUCUCAUUAGCUGGAAGAGUAAGAAGCAAACCAUAGUUGCCAAGUCCUCUGCAGAAGCUGAAUAUAAGUCUCUUGCUGUUGCCACUUGUGAAGCUAGUUAG
Molecule: messenger RNA, 492 nt
Organism: Arachis ipaensis
Lineage: Eukaryota; Viridiplantae; Streptophyta; Magnoliopsida; Fabales; Fabaceae
Source: RefSeq, a predicted model, not a curated record